UGUUUUAACUCUUAUUCUUUUCAGGUUACUGCAAACCGCCUCCUAGCUUCUAAACAAACCAUCCCACAUUACUACUUGACAGUUGACACACGUGUCGACAAACUUAUCAAGUUACGAGGGGAACUGAACCCACUGCAGGAAGCAUCUGGUGGAAAGAAGAUAUCUAUUAACGACCUUGUUAUAAAGGCUGCAGCCUUGGCUCUUCGAAAGGUCCCUGAGUGCAACAGUUCUUGGAUGAAUGAUUUUAUUCGCCAAUACCACAAUGUAAACAUAAAUGUAGCUGUACAAACUGAGCAUGGAUUGUUUGUUCCAGUAGUUAGGGAUGCAGACAAGAAGGGACUUGGUACAAUCGGUGAGGAGGUGAAGCAGUUGGCUCAAAGAGCAAGGGAUAACAGCUUAAAACCACAAGAUUACGAGGGUGGCACGUUCACAGUAUCAAACUUGGGAGGUCCUUUUGGAAUUAAACAGUUCUGUGCUAUUAUAAAUCCUCCUCAGUCAGCAAUCUUGGCCAUUGGUUCUGGUAAGAAGCCGUGUUACACUUUCGUCAU
Triticum dicoccoides is the source of this 548-nucleotide messenger RNA. RefSeq names its product dihydrolipoyllysine-residue acetyltransferase component 2 of pyruvate dehydrogenase complex, mitochondrial-like. The record is from RefSeq and is a predicted model, not a curated record. The annotation marks the transcript as partial. Gene Ontology annotation, cellular component: pyruvate dehydrogenase complex. Gene Ontology annotation, biological process: pyruvate decarboxylation to acetyl-CoA. NCBI's taxonomy places the organism in Eukaryota, Viridiplantae, Streptophyta, Magnoliopsida, Poales, Poaceae. The transcript has 6 exons. Gene Ontology annotation, molecular function: dihydrolipoyllysine-residue acetyltransferase activity.